CAGUAAUGAUGGUCUGUCUUUUCAGUACAUCAGCACCAUGGGAAAGAAGAGUCGAGUGAAGAUUCAGAAGUCGGGCUCAGGAGCCACCCCGGUGGUGACCCCAAAGGAAAUGAUGAACCUGAUCGCUGAACUGCUGCAGAAGUGCAGCAGUGCAGCCCCCUCUGCUGGUAAAGAGUGGGAGGAGUACACCCAGAUCAGAGGCCUGGUGGAGAAGAUCCGCAAGAAACAGAAGGGUAUGUCUAUACUCUUUGACGGCAGCAGAGAUGACUACUUCCCAGACUUGAUGUCCUGGGCUCAGGAGAGCGGGGCGUCCUGUGACGGUUUCACAGUGGCCAACUUUGGAACAGAAGGCUACGGCCUGCGGGCCACCAGAGACAUCAAGGCAGAGGAACUAUUCCUUUGGAUUCCCAGGAAGAUGCUGAUGACUGUGGAGUCAGCCCAGAACUCUGUGAUGGGUAAGGGUGGGAAAGGAUUAAAUUAGAAAACCUAAACAUUUUGGCUCCCAUAAAUAAACCAUUUAAAGCAGAGCGAAAAAACUGGGAAAAUAGCUUCUCUAAAAGAAAAUGAUGAUUACAUUUCAUGAAAGGAUGUAUUUUGUGACGAUUGUAACAUACUGGUACAUUUUAUAUAACUACAUUUGAGUAAAUAUUUCAAAUGUAAGACUCUCCUAACCACACAGGGAAUUUUACUGUAGCACAUCUUGACAACAGCAGCCGGUAGGAGGCUCUAAUGACUUGUACAGAUGUUUUGUGAGAUAGGAAGAAAGUUGUUUUAGUGUGUGCAUAUUUCCUUCUGUACACACUAAAAUACAAAACAACAGGAAAACGUAUGAGGCAGUGUGCUGCUCUCCACAAUGAUCAAUAACA
This is a messenger RNA of Notothenia coriiceps (black rockcod), 866 nucleotides long. RefSeq names its product histone-lysine N-methyltransferase setd3-like. The coding region runs from base 38 to 481 and encodes 147 amino acids. Lineage: Eukaryota; Metazoa; Chordata; Actinopteri; Perciformes; Nototheniidae. The transcript is spliced from 4 exons. The record is from RefSeq and is a predicted model, not a curated record.